AGCCUCUGAGGAUGAGGACAAGGAUUUUUCGGUUGAGCCUGCGGUUUCUGUGGGGGUAAACAAAAGUGCUUUUCGAGAUGGGAAUGUUUUGGGUAGAUCUGUUGUCAGGGAAACAGGCAGUGGUUCUCGUGAGAAUCAGCCGGGAAAUAACUCUGAAAGAAAUGUGGAGGAAACAGGUAGGUUACAGAUCAGAUGGAUUAGUACGAAACAGAAACUGAAAGAUAAACGAAGGGAUCCUACGCAUGAGAAAGAGAGAUGUCAUGGGCCAGAAGGACUAUUCUUAAGGAAUUGGGAGUCAAUGCUCGUUGGGGAGAUCAGUGUUGGAUUUCCAUGUGUCAAGUUACCUAUCUUGGGAGCUCCGAGUUAGGAGUUCUGUUCUUGGGUGAGGACCUUUUCCCCUCCUCCGAUAAGGAGGACAGAUUGUCAAACUCAACAAGAGCCUCUUUAAAAUCAGUACCAACAUGAAGCCGGAGAUGAUGGGUACUGAUGAAAGGAAUAAACCAAGGAGACUGCAAGGACAGACCAAGGAGAAACAGGAACCAUGGGAGAAGCACCCCAUAUUUCAGAAGCAGAAAGUCUUUGUUGAAUGCAAGUCCUUAAUUGAUGAGCUUUUAGAAGUGCAACAUUUUCGUACCAUCUACAACAUCUUUGUGGCCAUGCUUUGUAUCUUCAUUCUUCGGGCAGUCAUUGUGGAUUUCCUCGAUAAUGGAUGCUUUGUCCUGGAUUUGGAAAUAUUCACUUUUUCUUUUGGAGGGCUGCACAUGGUACCCUUGCCUUGGCUUAUCAUGUUUCUCUACACCUUAUUAAUGCCCUACAAGGUGCUACAAAUCUGGGCCACCUCCGUAAAGACUCUCCAGUUCCCCACUCUCCUCACGGUCAUUGCAGCAGUGGUGUUGCUGAUUGGCCAUACUACUGUUUUGGGCUUCUAUCCUAUCUACACGGUCGUCUCCCAGCCUUUUGGACCUGCCUCCCGUUUAAUCAUAAUCCUUGAGCAGUUGCGUUUUUUGAUGAAAAGCCAUUCUUUCCUGCGGGAAACUGUGCCUCCCAUCCUUCGGGCCACAUCAAAUAAUGGGAAGAUGCAGCCACCUCAAUUCUCUACUUAUCUGUAUUUUCUCUUCUGCCCUACUUUCAUCUACAGGGAGCAUUACCCAAGGACGCCUGAUGUUCGCUGGGGGUAUGUCAUCGGGAACUUCACUAAGUUCUUUGGAUGUCUGAUUUCUAUAGCCAUGCUCUACAAGUGCCACUUCAUCCCUGUUUUCAGUAACGCAAAUAAGCAUCCCUUCAGCUUCAAAACUCUGGUGGUCUACAUCUUCAAUGCAAUCGUGCCAGCAAUAUAUUGCUUGCUGCUGAGCUUCUUUGGCUUUUUACACUGUUGGCAAAAUGCCUUUGCUGAAAUGCUGCGCUUUGCUGACCGCAGUUUCUACAAGGACUGGUGGAAUGCCACAUCUUUCCCUGUAUAUUUCCGGAACUGGAAUUUGAUAGUACAUGACUGGCUGUACUAUUAUGUCUAUCAGGACCUCAUGUGGAUACUCAAAGGAAAGGCCCAAUCUGUGGCUUUGUUGUCUACCUUCAUUACUUCAGCUGUCGCCCAUGAAUAUGCCAUCACAUUGAGCUUUGGCUUCUUCUACCCAUUUCAGUUCAUAUUAUGGAUCUUAAUCGUUUUAGGAGGAAUAAUUCAUUCUACCCCCAAUCGUGGGAACAAAAGCCCAAAUAAGAAUAUCCAAUUUUGGGCAUGCUUCCUGGUGGGUGUAGCGCUUCAGUUCAGCCUGCCGUCCCUAGAGUGGUAUGCCCAAGUCCACUGUCCAGUUCAGAAGAAUACAUUCUGGACAAGAGUGAUCCCACGUUUUUGGUCCUGUUAUUCCUAGUUUACAGCUACCCCAACGGACUUUUUGAAAAGCUCUCCCACCCCUCUGCUCUAUUGCUGAAAAAAGACCUUUCGGACAAAGGAACUUAACAUUACACUAUGUAACAUGGUUUUUGUUCCUGGGUUGUAAAUGUUAUUUCCUAAUUGGCGGGGAGAAUGGUAGCUGGAUAUUGGUCAGAAUGGAGGACCAAUCAGCCGUAGAGACGUCCCUUGGGAAGGUGCAGUCCAGGGAAAACAAUGGCACACGCUGAUGGACAUUUGAUUAGCUUAAAUGGCCAGUUCCAUGCCAAACAAAGAUAUGGAGUUCAAAAGACAAAGGUACAAGACUCGAGACAAAGCCUUGGGUAAAGGGCUUGGCUGUCAAUAAAAGAGCUAACAAAUGAACAUAUUCUGUGUCCAUGAGUGGCAGACUCUUAGCUUCAGGUGAAUUGUACAAACAUUUUGG
This is a messenger RNA of Anolis sagrei ordinatus, 2309 nucleotides long. The record is from RefSeq and is a predicted model, not a curated record. NCBI's taxonomy places the organism in Eukaryota, Metazoa, Chordata, Lepidosauria, Squamata, Anolidae.